ACAUCUAGAUACACAAUACAUGUUACAUGUCUACGUUUACCUAUUAAACGAUAAAAAAACAAAGAGUAACGUAUACCCAAAAUCCAAAUAACUUUUUUUUGAUUAAAACAUCCACAGACUUGACCUCACCAAAUCACACCAUUCACCUUGAAACCACACAAUGUUUAUAAAAACCUCAGCUUCUUCGAACUUGUGUUCCCAUUUAGCAGAGUCAACAUUGGCUCCUCGAAACUUCCCGGCAAAAAAAACAAAUCAAAAUGACCCUUCUACCCUUCCUCCUCUUCUUCCUCACCUCAAUCCCCUUAAACGUAAUUUCCCAGCUCGACGAACGGUCAACGCUUCUCAACCUGAAACGCCUCCUCGGCCAACCACCGUCUCUCCGCCUAUGGAACGCCACAUCAUCCCCGUGCCAAUGGCCGGAAAUCACCUGCGUCGCCGGAAACGUCACCGGAAUAAACUUCAACAACCAGAACUUCACCGCCGCCGUUCCGACGAGCAUCUGCGACUUCCCGAACCUCAAUUUUCUCGAUCUAUCGUACAACUACUUCCCCGGCGAGUUUCCGACGGCUCUCUACAACUGCACGAACCUCCGCCACCUCGAUCUCUCCCAGAACAACUUCAACGGCACGCUCCCCGCCGACAUCAACCGCCUCUCGCGCCGCCUCGAGUACCUCGACCUCGGAGCCACCGGCUUCUCCGGCGACAUCCCGGAGACGAUCGGACUCCUCUCGAGCCUCAGGGUGCUGAAUCUCUACCAGAGCGAGUACGACGGCGCGAUUCCGCCGCGGAUCGGAGACUUGACCGAGCUCGAGGAGCUUCGCCUGUCGUACAACGACAAGCUUACGCCGGGGAAGAUCCCGGCGGAGUUCGGGAAGCUGAAGAAGCUGAGGUACUUGUGGCUGACGGAGACGAAUCUGAUCGGGGAAAUCUCGGCCGUUGAUUUCGGGAGCAUGAUGGAUCUCGAGCACGUGGACUUAUCUGUUAACAAACUAUCGGGUCGGAUCCCGGACGGGUUUUUCGGGUUGAAGAAUCUAACCGAUCUCUUUCUCUACGCUAAUGACUUAACAGGAGAGAUCCCGAGAUCUAUUACCGCGACAGAAUUGGUAGCGCUUGAUCUCUCCGCUAACAACUUAACCGGUUCGAUUCCGGAACAAAUCGGUAAUCUUAAAAAACUAGAGUAUCUAAACCUGUUCAAUAACCAGUUAACCGGAGUAAUCCCAUCGGUUAUCGCGAAAUUACCGAGAUUAAAAGAUCUGAAACUCUUCACCAACAAGUUAACCGGAGAAAUACCGGCUGACAUCGGGUUUAAUUCAAAGCUCGCGAGUUUCGAAGUAUCAGAGAAUCAGUUAACCGGGAAGUUACCGGAGAAUCUCUGCAACGGAGGUCGUCUCCUCGGCGUGGUUGCAUACUCUAACAAACUCACCGGCGUAGUUCCGGACUCUCUCGGGGACUGUAAGUCACUCCUCACUGUUCAGCUACAGAACAAUAACUUCUCCGGCGAGCUUCCUUUCCGGAUCUGGAAUCUUCCACAUAUGUACAGUUUACAGAUAAGUAACAACUCUUUCACCGGGAAGUUACCGGAGAGAGUCGCUUGGAACCUCUCGAGGAUUGAGAUAGAUAACAACAACUUCUCCGGCGAGAUUCCGAGAACGAUCGGUACUUGGUCUUCUCUAGCCGAGUUCAAAGCCGGGAACAACGGCUUCUCCGGCGAGAUUCCGAAGGAGAUUACAUCUCUUUCGAAUCUCAUAUCGAUAUUUCUUGAUAAGAACAGUCUCUCCGGUGAGUUACCGGAAGAGAUCGUCUCGUGGAAGUCGCUGACGACGAUGAAUCUGUCGAAGAACAAGCUCUCCGGGAAGAUCCCGAGAGGUUUAGGAUCGUUGCCGCAUUUGCUGAAUCUCGAUCUGUCGGAGAAUGGAUUCUCCGGCGUGAUUCCGCCGGAGAUCGGGAAUCUGAAGCUCACGACGCUUAACUUGUCGUCGAACAGGCUCACCGGGGAAGUCCCCGAGCAGCUUGAUAAUCUCGCUUACGAGAGGAGUUUCUUUAACAACACCAAUCUCUGUGCGGACAAACCGGUUCUUAACUUACCGGAUUGUCGGAAACUGAUCGGGAGAUCAAAAGGGUUGCCUGGUAACAUCUUCGCGAUGAUUCUAGUCAUCGCGAUUCUCCUCCUUGCCAUCACUCUGCGGACGUUCUUUGUGGUUCGGGACUACACAAGGAAACGAAGGAGGAGGAGAGGGUUAGAGACGUGGAAGCUAACGUCCUUUCACAGAGUAGAUUUUGUAGAUUCCGACAUCGUGACGAACCUGAUGGAACACAACGUGAUAGGUAGUGGCGGGUCGGGGAAAAUCUACAAGAUCUUCAUCGAAGGGACGGGAGAGUACGUGGCGGUGAAGAAGAUAUGGAACAAGAAGAAACUCGACAAGAACCUAGAGAAGGAGUUCUUAGCCGAAGUCGAGAUUCUCGGAACGAUCAGGCACGCGAAUAUAGUGAAGCUACUGUGUUGUAUAUCGAGAGAGGAUUCGAAGCUUCUUGUGUAUGAGUAUCUAGAGAAACGCAGCUUGGAUCAGUGGCUACAUGGUAAGAAGAAGAGAGGUACUGUAGAGGAUAAUAGCCUGAGCUGGGCGCAGAGGUUGAAUAUCGCGGUGGGAGCAGCUCAAGGGCUUUGCUACAUGCAUCACGAUUGUAUUCCUGCGAUCAUACAUAGAGAUGUCAAGUCGAGCAAUAUCUUACUUGAUUGUUUCAACGCCAAGAUUGCGGAUUUUGGAUUGGCUAAAUUGUUGGUUAAGCAAAACCAAGAACCUCAUACCAUGUCAGCUGUUGCUGGAUCUUUCGGUUACAUUGCUCCAGAAUAUGCAUAUACAUCAAAGGUGGAUGAGAAGAUCGAUGUGUACAGCUUCGGGGUAGUUUUGCUAGAGCUGGUUACUGGAAGAGAAGGAAACAACGGAGACGAGCAUACAAACUUGGCAGAUUGGUCAUGGAGACAUUACCAAUCAGGCAAACCAAUCGAAGAGGCUUUUGAUGAGGACAUCAUGGAAGCUUCCAACGUAGAGGAGAUGACAACAGUGUUCAAGCUUGGGCUAAUGUGUACUAACACACUCCCUGGUAACAGACCAACCAUGAAGGAGAUCUUGUACAUGCUUCGCCAGCAAGGACAUGCGGAUACAAAAAAGAUUGCAACGGAGGCACAUGAGGCGCCUCUACUCGUUAGUUUAUCAGGUCGGAGGACGAGUAAAAGGAUAGAAGAUGAAGAACUAGGUUUUGCGUAAUCAAUUAAUCACAACAACUUUAAGGUUGUUUCCUUUUGGAGAUAGAGGCACCACUAGUCGUUGUUUAUAGGGUACUGAUGUAUAACUAGGUUUUGUGUGAUCAAUAACCACAACUAUGAGGUUGCUACUUUUUUUGAGAGAAUGUGUACAAAUGUAGUUAGGAACCUUUAAGGGUUUUUUUUUUGGUUAUCAUAUGUUGUAUAAUCCAAAGCAAAGUUUUAGCAA
Messenger RNA from Raphanus sativus (radish), 3491 nucleotides. Its product is annotated as receptor-like protein 52. The record is from RefSeq and is a predicted model, not a curated record. Lineage: Eukaryota; Viridiplantae; Streptophyta; Magnoliopsida; Brassicales; Brassicaceae. Gene Ontology annotation, molecular function: protein kinase activity; ATP binding; protein binding. Gene Ontology annotation, biological process: protein phosphorylation. Gene Ontology annotation, cellular component: plasma membrane.